AUGGGUUCCAAGGCAGCAGCUAAAAAACCUCAUGUUGUUUGUGUUCCAGCUCCAACUCAAAGUCAUAUAAAGGCAAACCUCAAAUUUGCAAAGCUCCUCCACAAUAGAGGUGUUCAUGUAACCUUUGUCAACACAGAAUUCAACCACAACCGCUUUCUUAAAUCUCUUGGACCCAACUCCCUUGACGGGUUGCCCGAUUUUCGAUUCGAAACUAUUCCUGAUGGCCUUCCAGCUGGUUCAGAUCAAGAUGCAACCCAAGAUGUCUCCUUGGUUUCUGAUUCCAUCAACAACAAACCCUUGGCCCUGUUUCGAGACCUCCUUAUGAAACUCAAAGACAGAACAACUUCCAACAGUGACAUCAAUCCUCCAGUGACUUGCAUUGUUUCAGAUGGUUUCAUGCCAUUCACAACCACAGCUGCAGAAGAAAUUGGAGUUCCUGUAGUGCUUUUGUUUACUAUUGCUGCAUGCAGCUUCAUGGGCUAUAAGCAAUACCCUGCUUUGGUGGAAAAAGGUCUUGCGCCCCUCAAAGAUGAGAGCUGUUUGACAAAUGGCUUCUUGGACAAGGAAAUAGAUUGGAUUCCAGGAAUGAAAGGUAUUCAUUUGAGGGAUCUACCGACGAAUUUUCGAACUACAGAUCCCAAUGACUUCCUGUUUAACUUGUCCUUGGAAUCAAUUGAAAGAGUUCGUAAAGCUUCAGCAGUUGUGCUUCAUACUUUUGAUGCAUUGGAGCCAGAUGUUUUGAAUGCUUUGUCAUCUAUGUUUCCACUUGUUUAUGCCAUUGGCCCUGACCAAUUACUUCUCAAUCAAUUACCAGAAGACCCUUUGAAGCAUAUUGGAUACAGUUUAUUGAAAGAAGAAACUGAAUGCCUUGAAUGGCUAAAAUCCAAGGCACCAAAUUCAGUUGUGUAUGUGAAUUUUGGCAGCCUAGCAGUCCUGACACCACAACAACUUGUUGAGUUUGGAUGGGGACUUGCAAAUAGUAAGCUUCCUUUCUUUUGGGUAAUUAGGCCUGAUUUGGUUGUUAGUGAAUCCGCAAUUUUGCCACCUGAGUUUGUAGCUGAAACAAAGGAAAGAGGUCUAAUAGCAAGUUGGUGCCCACAAGAGCAAGUCCUUAAUGACCCAUCAGUCGGAGUGUUUUUGACACACGGCGGUUGGAAUUCAACCAUUGAGAGUUUGUGUGCAGGAGUGCCUAUGCUUUGUUGGCCAUUUUUUGCAGACCAACAAACAAACUGUUACUAUGUUUGCAAUGAAUGGGGAAUUGGCUUGGAGAUCAACAAUGAUGUCAAGAGAGACCAAGUAGAGAAGCUUGUUAAAGAGUUAAUGGAAGGAGAGAAGGGUAAGAAAAUGAAAAAUAAGGUCAUGGAGUGGAAGAAAAUAGCAGAAGAAGCCACCAGUCAACAUGGUUCUUCAUCCACAAACUUAGACAAUUUAGUGAAUCAAGUGAUCUUAGGAAAAAUCUAG
Molecule: messenger RNA, 1461 nt
Organism: Prunus avium (sweet cherry)
Lineage: Eukaryota; Viridiplantae; Streptophyta; Magnoliopsida; Rosales; Rosaceae
Product: 7-deoxyloganetin glucosyltransferase-like
Molecular function (GO): quercetin 7-O-glucosyltransferase activity; quercetin 3-O-glucosyltransferase activity
Source: RefSeq, a predicted model, not a curated record